Messenger RNA from Folsomia candida, 1232 nucleotides. It is a transcript of the gene Atg101, whose product is annotated as autophagy-related protein 101. The record is from RefSeq and is a predicted model, not a curated record. The coding region runs from base 292 to 966 and encodes 224 amino acids. Gene Ontology annotation, cellular component: phagophore assembly site. NCBI's taxonomy places the organism in Eukaryota, Metazoa, Arthropoda, Collembola, Entomobryomorpha, Isotomidae. The transcript is spliced from 7 exons. Gene Ontology annotation, biological process: autophagy; autophagosome assembly.
GUGGUGAUGGUGGAGCGCUUGUGGUAAAACGAAUAGCAAAUCAUUCACAACUUUUUCCUCUUUGCUUUGUUUCCAUAAAAAUAUUCUUUGUCCUUGUUCUUCUUUCACUUGUCCUGCUUCAACUUUCCUAAAAACUAACGGACAUCGUCGACAAGACAGAUUGACUAACAAAACGUGACGUUACCAACGGUAUUAUAAAAAAUAAGCAAAUUUUCCCUGGGGUUGACGAGGAGGUCGGAAGACGGGUGGGAGGGCUGGUUUUCAUACGAUGCGCUUUUGACAAUCUUCGGGAUGAACGCUCGAACGCAGACAUUCGAUUUUACCACGGAAUGUCAUCAAAUUCAAGAGGUUGUCAACUGCAUUUUUCACUCGGUUUUGUUCCAUCGCACGCUCGGAAAAUUUCACUAUCGUCAGGAGGGAAAAUAUUCCAUUGGGACGGUUGGAUAUGAGGAUAUCGAUUGCGAUUUCAUCGAUCUCACUUAUGUGAGAUGCAAUUCCAGCUCUCUGGUUCGACGAAUGAACAGCUUUGUCACUUCGUUUGAUCAAGCGAUUCGUGAUCCUGGAAAUGUAACCGAAAAUGGAAUUCGAUCGGGACAGAUCUCCUUAGAAUUUUACAAUAAGAAGAAGGUUAACUGGCCAUUCACUCCGGAGUGUUUGCCGUGGGAGGUUUGGACGGUUCGAAUUGAAAUCAAGCCUAUACGUAGUGAGAUCGAACGACAAAUGAAUCGUGAGUACUUGGGCGAACUCGUGGGUGACAAAGUGGUUCUGAUUACGGAAGUGAUGAACCGUCAGCAGUACCUCCCGAAGAUCCCAGCGCAAAGCGAGGUUGAUCUUAUUUUUGAUACGUCGUAUCCCGAUAUUCAACCGUAUUUAUUUAGGGUCAGUCAUUCAACUACUUCGCCACCAUCUACUACCUCAGUGGGAAAGACAGUUCGUCGAAUUUUUCGCGAAACUUUGGCUUUUUGAUUACAUAUUGAAAUAAGAACAAGUGCGAAUGUGGAGAAUGUUGAGAUGUUGUCGUGGGCAAAAGUUUUUUCACUUUGACUUUCCAAGUCAUGAUAAUAUUACAAUAUACAAAUACACACCCUACUAUCAUAAUUAGUAUCGUAAUAAUUGUAUCUGAUCAAGUGUGCUAAUUCUAACAUUGCAGUCCAUUUUAUGUCAGCGUAUCUUACGAGUAUGAAUGUGUGACGUUCCUGUUUAGUUAAUAAAUUUGCAAAUAUUUGAAAUCA